CCGCUGAUCAGGAGGGGGCUUCCCCCGACUCUUGUCUUUCUGUGGUUUCCUCUCAGAGAAUCUCUUUCCCCCACUUGAGUGCUUGCGGCUUGCAUUGCGCACCAUAUUCACGUUGCAUGCACGACGCCCAGGCUGUGAUCCUUGAUUUGACAUUCUACAGAGAACCGGUUCCUUUAACGGUAUCCUACGUUUCAUUGCAAUCGUACAAGCUGUAGCUCGAAACACACGUGACACAGUUGACGGCGCAUACGUACAUGCAUAACAUUGUCGGGUACCAUGUAGAAGACCUCUCUCUGCCUGCCAGCAUGCGUAGAACUCGCUGCCUACAAGCAGGACUGCGGCGUUGACAGGAUUGAACAAAAUCAAGCUGCGAUUAACAAGUUUCCGGCUUUGUUGGCUCGCUUCAGGAAAGUUGGGGGCCGUGGAGAGAUUGGGGAGCUGAGCUAUCAAGCACUGUGCGCUUGCUGGAUGCAACGGCGGCCAGCAGUCAAAACAGCUGCGACUCAACAGCAAAAGAUGGCUUCCCUAGCCCCGUUCCUCCUCGCCGUCCUGGCCCUUUGCGCCGCCGCCCCCGCCGUCGCAGCCCGCGAGCUCCUCCAAUCAGCUGCGACCAUUUCUCCAAACAUCACGCAGCUCUCCAGAAAUGGGGAAUCGGUUGGCGUGACCUUCACUAACCCAAACCCAAGUGUGAACGAUGCCAUCGCGUUCGUUGUUCCGGAUACCGCGGACUACAAGAAGACCGCCCCACAAAAGAUUAGAUGGGCGAUCGAGUCGGGGCCUGCGGGGCAGUACCUGGCAACCAAGCAAGGGACACUCAAUUUCCCAUCCUGAAUCACCGCCAGUCGUUCAAUUUCAUCUUCGUGACCAACGUCAAGACGAGCGGCUGGCAGGGCAACUUCACGCUGCUCGCGCAGACUGCCCCAUUCCGCUGGCCAACCUUGAUGAGCCGACCGCCAGUCAUAUCAACAUUGGCAAGGACGUGCGACGUGAGUCGAUUAGGACCUUGUCUCGUGAUACGACUUGAUUCUUUGCAUGCCGGAUCUCUGCUACUUUUCCCUUGUUUUGGAGCCGUUCUGCUUCAACUGAUCUUUCUCUCAAGCCCCAGUACGACUUCGGCGAUGUCAAAUUGCGGGAUCGCUUCUUCUGUCCUUCGUCAGUAGGCCUUUCCUAGUCCCGACGGAUCCAGACUUCUGCGUACCGUUUGCUUGCACCACUGGAUUAGAGGGCGGCGUCUCAAGAACCAAAAGGUCAACCUCAUCUCUGCGAGCGCAGCCAGUCGACCUGUUCCAUAAAGUCCUGAAGGAGGUGGUCGAUGUGGCAAAUGCUAAACCAGCCCCUUUGCGCACUGCUUAGUACUCCUUUUAUUAACUCGCAGGCCGUUCGCCGACUUUCCUUAGUCGAACAAGAGCCUCAAAUUUGACCAAGGCUUUCUUUCAGAUUGAGGUCUGUUCGUUGCAGAUCUGUCGUAUUAGCGGAUUGACCGAGCGUUUUCCUGGCGAGCAGUCCCUUGCCUCGUCAUGAGUUCUGCUUUUCGUUUCAUCUUGUCUUCUAAAACCAGGACUCAAAUCGUUCUCAGAACCGAUAUGAAGCGAAGAAAGUACACAGAAUCUCGUGUAAAUGGCAAGGAGGCGAGCACAGUCAAGGAGUCUGGAGGAAGCUUGACGUGAUUCGCCUGAAACGUCA
This is a messenger RNA of Klebsormidium nitens, 1683 nucleotides long. NCBI's taxonomy places the organism in Eukaryota, Viridiplantae, Streptophyta, Klebsormidiophyceae, Klebsormidiales, Klebsormidiaceae. The record is from the annotation of a GenBank genome assembly.